UGGAAUAUGGGGACGAUAACGCUAAAUCCUUGUGUAUUAAGACUGCAUCAAAUAUUUUCUAUGUGUAAUCUAAUCGUUUACAGAUAUUUUUGAUCCCAUUUACCCAAAGGGUCUUACGAAAUACCAACCGAGCUGACGAAACGAUUGUUUUUGUAUUUGCUAGCUCGACACAAGCUGAAUAAUAGACGUAGCAAGAAACACACUGCUGGAUUAUCAGCCAGUCGGAAUUCCCUCGAAGAGUGUAUUCGUAUGAUCUCCAGCCAUGGCUAGUCCAGAUGAUUUAAAGUUUCAGGAGUUUGAAGAAGCCGAAGAUCUCCUGUCCUCAAAUCCUGGAGCCUCAACCCUCAGCAUCUCCAGCCCAAACCCAGCAGCAGCCCCAUCUGGAGAGGUCAGACUCGACCUGUCCGACGAUGAAGAGAAUCAGCAGGAGAGUUCAGAGUUGCUUGGAGGGGAAAAGAAAACUGGUGGGUUUUGGACGUUUGAAUACUAUCAGUCGUUCUUCAACGUUGAUACAGUGCAGGUGCUGGAUAGGAUAAAGGGCUCAGUUAUGCCUUUGCCAGGACGGAAUUUCAUCAAACACCACAUACGAAGCAACCCUGAUCUAUAUGGUCCUUUCUGGAUCUGUGUGACUCUAGUGUUCUCAUUGGCCAUCAGUGGGAACCUCUCCACAUUUCUGAGUGAGAUGGGAAAUCCAGAGUAUCACUACAGACCUCAAUUUCACAGAGUCUCCAUUGCAGCAGUCACUGUGUUCCUCUAUGCCUGGCUGGUGCCGUUAGGAGUUUGGGGCUUCCUCACGUGGCGUCAAAGUGUUGAGAGACAAAUCAACGGAUACACAUUUUUAGAGACCGUCUGUGUCUACGGCUACUCUCUGUUCAUUUACAUUCCUACCUCGGUAUUAUGGACCAUUCCUUUCAACUGGCUCCAGUGGUUGUUGAUUGUGGUUGCGAUGGUGAUAUCUGGUUCGGUGUUGGUCAUCACGUUCUGGCCGGCGGUUCGUGAAGACACUAAACUAACGGCUUUCGCCACCGUGGCUGUUAUCGUGGCACUUCACGCACUACUGGCUGUCGGCUGUAAGCUCUACUUCUUCCACACGGCAGAGGACACCCGAUCUCCACUCCCCGGACAGCAUAUAACUCCAGCCUCAAAUCACACAACAGCACUUAAAACUUAGUGAGCGACCACAAGACAACAGAUGAGUCUUAACAUUCAAAGGACAUGAAAAAAUGUGUUGUAGCUGAGCGAUGAAGGAGAUCUGAUUAGUGUGCUAACGCUAAAAGCACACAUCCAUUCCCAGCAAACAGCCUGAAAGUGUUAACUAACCCAGCAGAAGAAAUAACCGCCCUCAGAUCACAAGUAAAAACACAGUAAAACUUUACUGUUGACUUUAGUUUGUGACCUGCCUGAUUUUAUUUUGUGCUAAGGUCACUUAUGUUCAUUACCUUUAAUCUAAUGGGACAGUUUUGAGUUUGACAUUCAAUAUUGAGUAAUUUAAGAGUGAUCAUGCAUUACUGUGAAUUGAUUUGAGGUUUGCCUUACAACCCUUGACGGCUUCCUUUCCUUUCAAGUCUGUUGUAAUUUAAGAGAGAAAACACCAGUGUGAAAUAUAUUUAAUUUUGCUUUCCUGGACAGUUUUUUUGUUGCUUGAUGACACUAUUGAUUAAAACUCUCCUGUCAGGGUAAA
Messenger RNA from Danio aesculapii, 1681 nucleotides. It is a transcript of the gene yipf2, whose product is annotated as Yip1 domain family, member 2. Lineage: Eukaryota; Metazoa; Chordata; Actinopteri; Cypriniformes; Danionidae. Bases 263 to 1171 code for a protein of 302 amino acids. Gene Ontology annotation, cellular component: membrane; Golgi apparatus. The transcript is spliced from 9 exons. The record is from RefSeq and is a predicted model, not a curated record. Gene Ontology annotation, molecular function: small GTPase binding. Gene Ontology annotation, biological process: vesicle-mediated transport.